AUGGUUAUUGGUCUUAGUAAUGGAUAUAGUGGAAUUAAAUUGGAUAUUGAUGAAGCCUUUAUUGGUUAUAAAUCUAAAAAUAAAAAUAUCAAAUUUAAACUUCCAACAACAUUUUUUUGGAAUGAUGGGGAUAUUUUUGGUUUUGGAUUGGUAUAUCCAUCUAAAAUGAAUGAAUUACCAUAUGCUUUCUUUACUCAAAAUGGAAAAUUAAUUGGUAAAUCUUUAUUAUUGAAACACGAUGAUUGUGACAAUUAUGAAAUUUUUGCCCAUCUAAAACGUUGUUCUAUUGUAGCCAACUUUGGAAAUGAUUUGAAGGCUAAACCAUUUGUUUAUAAUAUUACCGAACAUUCUGCGCCGAAGGAAUUUUAUGUUGAUUCUGAUGGUUCUUUUAAGAUGGAUACUGAUGAUUCCAUUAGUACUGAUAGUUCUGUUAUGACAGAUUCUGAUUAUUCUAUUAGUAGUUAUGAUGGUUCAAUUAGUAGUCUCUCACUAGUAAUUUCUCAAUAA
Molecule: messenger RNA, 507 nt
Organism: Meloidogyne enterolobii
Lineage: Eukaryota; Metazoa; Nematoda; Chromadorea; Rhabditida; Meloidogynidae
Source: the annotation of a GenBank genome assembly